Messenger RNA from Corylus avellana, 1735 nucleotides. Lineage: Eukaryota; Viridiplantae; Streptophyta; Magnoliopsida; Fagales; Betulaceae. The record is from RefSeq and is a predicted model, not a curated record.
UUUCUGGACUUCUGCUACUUUCUUGAGCUUUAAGGGUGCUCAUGGAGAUUAAUGACAAGAAAAAAACAUCAAAUAUGGAUGAUUAUGAAGUGAUAGAGCAGAUAGGCAGAGGAACAUUUGGAGCUGCAUUUCUAGUUCUUCACAAAUUUGAGAGGAAGAAGUAUGUAUUAAAGAACAUUCGAUUGUCUAAACAAACAGAGAAAUUCAAGCGUGCGGCUCAUCAAGAGAUGAAAAUAAUAGCACAGCUAAAUAACCAGUAUAUUGUGGAGUACAAAGAUGCAUGGGUGGAAAAGGAAUGCUGUGUGUGCAUUGUGACAAGUUACUGUGAGGAAGGAGAUAUGGCUGAGAUGAUAAAGAAAGCUAGAGGAACAUUUCUUCCAGAAGAGAAGCUCUGCAAAUGGCUGACCCAGCUGUUGCUAGCGGUUGACUACCUCCACUCCAACCGUGUUCUUCACAGAGAUUUAAAGUGCUCCAACAUAUUCCUUACAAAGAGCAAUGACAUAAGGUUAGGUGAUUUCGGACUUGCAAAACUACUCAACAAAGAUGACCUUGCUUCCUCGGUAAUUAAAAUGCCCUUCUACAUGUGCCCAGAGCUUUUGGCAGAUAUACCAUAUGGAUACAAAUCGAAUAUUUGGUCAUUAGGUUGCUGCAUGUUAGAAAUAGCUGCACAUCAACCUGCAUUUAGAGCUCCUGAUUUGUCAGGACUUGUUAACAAAAUAAACCGAUCAUACAUGUCCCCACUUCCAAUUGUGUGUUCUUCUGCAUUGAAACAAUUAAUCAAGAGCAUGUUGAGAAAUAACCCUGACCACAGACCAACAGCUGCAAAGCUGCUGAGGCAUCCCCAUUUACAGCCAUACCUUGCUCAAUGCUCCAAUAUAUCAUCUGUUUUUAUACCAGUGAAGUCUGAACACAGCAGCAAACUUACACCAAAAGGAACCCAACUGUCUAACAAAGUUAGUGUUGGAAAAGACACCAGAAGUGGAAAGGCAAGGGCAUCAAAGAAUUUGGGAAGUGUUCAGGUAGGUUGCACUAACUGUCCUGAGAAAACAUCAAAAGCAGUAAAGGGUUCUAGAGUUAUCUCCAAUUCUGUUGAACAAAUUGGAAAUGCCAACUCAGAAACAGCCUUGGUGCAUAUGUUGUCAGCACAUGCAGAUAGGAAACAAGGGUGUUCCUCUAAGCCAAGAUGCUCUUCACAUUCUACAAUAAACCCUAGCUCAUAUCUGAUAAAUGCUUCCACUGAAAAUCCAUCAUUGGAAGGUAAAGUCACACUGCCAUGUGAAAAAGAAUUUAAUGUAAGGGAAAAUGGUCUUCUCUCUAGUAAGCAAACAGAGAAAGAAGAUAUUUACGAAUUGAAUGGAGCUUCUAGUGACAUCUCAUCAAUGAGUACACUAACUUUGGAUCAUGGUUAUGAAGCAAGGUUUGAAUGGGACCCCCAAACCUGGCAAAGAGUAGAAGGUCUGGAGUUACUACUAGAGAUCUGUUCAGAUUUACUAAAACAGGAAAGGCUUGAGGAACUUGCAGGAGUGUUGAGACCUUUCGGUGAAGAAGAAGCUGUGUCAUCAAGAAAAACAGCAAUUUGGUUGACACAGAGCCUAAUGAAUAUUCGCAAAACUGGCAGUGCAGCCUAGCAAAAAUGGAAUUUCAAUGCUUCUUCACUUGUAAUUUCAUUUAGUAGACAAAUUUUCUAGUUUUCAAAAGCUAAGUUCACUUUCAUAAUCCGAAAAUCAUUGUAAAA